AUGUCUUACGGAUACGGCGGCGACUCUUACGGCGGCGGCUACGGCUCGCGCGCUCCGCCUCCCCCUGGCGGCCACGGUGGCCACGGUGGCGGCCCUGGCGGCUUCGCGAUGGGCGGUCCUCCCGGUGGUCCUCCUCCUGGUGCUGACCCCACUCUCUGGAACUGGUUCACGGCCGUCGAUCUCGACCGAUCGGGCAUGAUCUCCGCCAGCGAGCUUCAGCGCGCGCUGAUCAACGGCGACUGGAGCCCGUUCGAUCUCGACACCGUCAAGCUCCUCAUGAACAUCUUCGACACCGACCGCAGCGGGACGAUCGGCUUCAACGAGUUCUCCGGCCUCUGGAAGUACAUCAAAGACUGGCAAGGCGUCUUCCGCCACUUCGACCGCGACAACUCGGGCUCGAUCGACGGCGGCGAGCUCUCCGAGGCCCUCCGGCAGUUCGGGUACAACCUCUCGCCGCAGCUCCUCGUCCUCCUCGAGCGCAAAUACGGUCUUAAAGGCUCUGCUCCUGCCGGCGGACCCCCCGGACGAGGCAUGCCGCCGUUCCCCGGCCAGGGCGGCGCGCCGCAGGGCAUCACGUUCGACCGGUUCGUGAGGGCGUGUGUGGUCAUUAAGCAGAUCACGGAGAGCUUCCAGCGGCUGGACAACGAUCGGGACGGUUGGGUGCAGAUCAACUAUGAUCAGUUUAUGCAGACUGUGCUCGAGCUGCCCUAG
Messenger RNA from Peniophora sp. CBMAI 1063, 711 nucleotides. Lineage: Eukaryota; Fungi; Basidiomycota; Agaricomycetes; Russulales; Peniophoraceae. The record is from the annotation of a GenBank genome assembly.